Nematostella vectensis (starlet sea anemone) is the source of this 2023-nucleotide messenger RNA. Its product is annotated as tropomyosin. The record is from RefSeq and is a predicted model, not a curated record. The transcript has 3 exons. NCBI's taxonomy places the organism in Eukaryota, Metazoa, Cnidaria, Anthozoa, Actiniaria, Edwardsiidae. Bases 1140 to 1862 code for a protein of 240 amino acids.
AGGGACUUUAAGGUACGAGUACGGCUACGAGAACGGCGACGGUAGAAAACAAUGGAAUUUAUUUGAGAAUUGAAAGACUGCACGUGAAAAUGCGUUCUGUCUGAUAGAUUUCCAACCGUUCUGCGCCAAAACACGACGUGAAAUUCCAAGUUUUACUGCCUGGCGACUACGUGGUCGGUUAAGUAUAAAUUCGCCUUUCUCUGUUUCCUAUUCUAGAAAUGAAGCUUACAGUUAAUUUCUGUUUGUUCAUGAAUAUAAAGUAUAGGUUAUUUCAUCGAAACUAUUGUGGAAUUUGUCUACAAGCGUUAAAGUGUUAUUUCGGUCACUCCGUCCUAGCCGUUGCCAUUGUGGCCCCUUCUGCUAAUUUCCUUAUAAAUUUUGAAAAUAUUGGACCAGCCUCCACUGCAGCCCGGCAUUAACUUUUUGUUUUACCUUUUUUGUCGUGAAGUCAGGUCGUUGUUGGUUUAUGGCCUCUUCACCAGGAUAGUUCUUAUUAAACAAGCUUUUGCGAAACGAUAAAAAAGUUGCAAGACGUUUGCCGACCCACCAAAAGAAAAACGUUUACAUUUUUGUUUUUAUGUUACACAAUCAAAUUCGUUAAAAAAAAAGAAAUUAACGUUUGUAAUCCUUUCUCAAUAAAUAUAGAAUACUUUGAACUUACAAGGGUGGCAAAAUUUCCGGGAUAUUUUGGAAAAUUGAUAACUGUCGACAUUUAGCAGCAUAUUGUAGAAAAUUCUUAAUUGCCACUAAAAUUACGAUUCUAUAGUGUACAUAGUCAACAGAAAACAUCAACUGAAUCUCAAUUCAGAUUUGCUUGGCCUUUCUCAACAAAUAUAGAAUACUUUUAACUCACUAAGUCGACAAUCUACUAAGUUUUUGGAAUACAUUGAGAACUGUCGGGCAUUAAGUCCAUUGAGAACCUUUCCCGACUGUCGGGCAUAUAGCCGCUGCGUUUUUGUAAAAGCUCAAGAAAAACUCACGUAAGCGAUGAACUAUAAGCACGAAAUGGGCUUCCUGUGUAAAAUAUUUGAAACGUAUCAGUUCCGCACGCGCUUUCUCGAAACAAAUGUUGACGUCAUUAAAAGAUUUGAAAAUCUAACGGAAAAAGGAAUAUCGAUGAGCAGUUUCCUUAGCUCAAAAUGAACUCUUUGAAAGAAAAAAUGGCGCAGCUUAAAACGCGAUUAGAUGAGGCGAGAGAUCGAAAAGAAACCGCGGAAACCGAAACGGGAACCGCAAAACGCCGAGCCGAAAAAGCGGAAGAACGCGCGUCUGCCCUAUACCGCCACAUCCAAAUGACAGAGAUGCAAUUUGAAAAAACAAUAGCGAGACUGGAAGAGGCUCAACACAAGCUGAAAGCGGCGGCUACCGUAAAACAAGAUAACAGGGAAAAAAUAACAGUGUUGGCGCAGAAAGACGAGUGUGAGAACGAGUGUGCUGAUGAACUGGAAGAUAAGGUGCGAGAUGCUCGAGCCGCGGAAGCCGACGCCCAGUUCCGCCAUGAGGCGGCUCGCCGAAAAUACCAAGUACUACAACACAAAAAGGCACGUAUAGACAAAAGGAUCGCGCAUGCGCAAAAUGCAGAGACCGCAUUAAGCAAGAGAGUCAGUGAAAUAAACUCAAAGAUGGAUAACCUCAGUAAACGAUGCGAAGCUGACAAGGACGAAGAAUUGAGCAAGCGAAUUUGCUGGCUUAAACAGCGGUGUAAUGAAGUAGACAUGCGCUGGGAGGCUGCGAAGCGGAAAGCUCAGCGCUUGAUCCAGGACCGCGCGGUCAUGCAGAGCGAGAUUCAAACGAUCAAAGAAAAGCAUGCGGAGGCAGAGGAGGGAUUGCACAAAAUAAUGUCUGAGCUGGGCGAAAUUUAGCAGGCUUUGCUGCACCAUAAAAUAAAGCUCUUAAUGUUUUGUGCCUGAUGCUGACACUAUCAAAUACAACUUUAUUCCCGAAUAUGUCGACUUCUUGAAUUAGCUUAUUUUGGAAUCUGGCAUGUACAGUGUACAAUAAAAGCGCAUAACUCGAAAUCCCA